Messenger RNA from Funneliformis caledonium, 1194 nucleotides. NCBI's taxonomy places the organism in Eukaryota, Fungi, Glomeromycota, Glomeromycetes, Glomerales, Glomeraceae. The record is from the annotation of a GenBank genome assembly.
AUGGAAAAACAAGAUAGAGAAGAAGCAGUACUCGCCUCUGGAAAAUAUCAUCUUCAGAAAAAACAAACUGACACUGGACAGGAUGAUGAGAAGCUCAUGGCUUCACUAGGAUUGGUAGAAGAUGGCUCUCGUGCUGGACAAGGGAGUCAGUCGAAGCAAGUCACUAUGCAGGAUCAGGUGACAAGCCCAAUUAUGAUUGAGGAUGAUGAUGAUAACCAAUCUAAUUCUGUUGAUAAUAGAACUCCAGAGAAUCAAACUAAUUCUAAUGAUGAAAUCCGCGCCACUAAUACAUGUGAUAACUUGGAGAAUCAAUCUAAUGCAAAUAGCGGGGAUAACACUAACGUGCAAGAAAGUGAAUCUCAAUCAAAAAGAAAUUCAUCAAGAAGACGAAUAUCUCCAAGGAUCACUUGUGAACAAGAAAAAUUUCAGGCCCUGUUGAAAGAAUUAUCUAUGCCUGCCAAGGGAGAGAAAGCUGAAAAUGUUGAUGAGGAGGAGGAUGCUAAUGGAUCUCAAACACCUAAACGUAAACUAUGCAACAUGUCAACUGCUUCUUCUACUGAUAAAUCUGACGCGUUCAGAUAUUCUUUAUCGUAUGUCCCUAAGAAACAAAAAAAUGCCAAAGUUGAAAGGGAAGGUUCUCUAGGUUCUUUGGAUAUCGAUGAGAAAAGAGAUGCAAAAUAUAACAAUUUUAUAACAAGAGUCGAGAAGAUUAAGACCAGGAGGUACUUUGAUUAUCGAAAUGGCACUAUAACUAUUAUCAAGUUAUCUACUGAUCUGCAUAAAGUUACAUAUACUCGAUUUAGUCGUCAGUUUUUGAGUGCUUUUAGUAAUGUAACACAGCAAGAUGAUAAGAAGAUUGAUGAUUAUUGGCUACAUCCAAAUCGCUGUGAAGAUGUGAUCGUUAUCAAAAUAGGUGACUGGCGUAUAAGACGUCGUAAUAGUAAUGGUACUACCAGACGCCUUUUGCAUCAUUUGUGGUGCUUAAAAUUCUGUCAGGCUGAAACCCUUCGGCAAAAUCUGAAUACUACAACUUUCGAUUCAAUCGAAAUUGAGUUCAGAUCUGUUUUUGCCAAUGGAAGGGAGAGCUAUUUUUGCACCGGGCCUCAUAUUAAAUGGCUUACCAUCGACUGUGAUUGUAUUUUUAAUAGUUGUCCACAACCUCUUCCUUCAUUCUAUCAUAUCGCAUUUUCAUGA